This is a messenger RNA of Cornus florida, 1098 nucleotides long. RefSeq lists its product as uncharacterized. The transcript has a single exon. The record is from RefSeq and is a predicted model, not a curated record. Gene Ontology annotation, molecular function: nucleic acid binding; RNA-DNA hybrid ribonuclease activity. Lineage: Eukaryota; Viridiplantae; Streptophyta; Magnoliopsida; Cornales; Cornaceae. The coding region runs from base 1 to 1098 and encodes 365 amino acids.
AUGAUCUCAUUCUCACAAUUCCCAUCAGUGUUUAUGGAGGUGCUGACAUCAAAGUUUGGGGUUGCUCUAAAGAUGGUCAGUUUUUCGGUAAAGAGUGCUUAUCACGUCGCUCUCUCUUUUCUUAAUAAUUCUCAAGUUUCCAAGUCUGAUAUGGGCAGUAGUUUCAAAGUUGGUCAAAGCGCGAUGUGGAGUGCUGUUUGGAGAAUUCAUGCGUAUAAAAAAAUUCAACCUUUUAUUUGGCAAUGCCUUCACGAAAGGCUUCCAGUGAACAAACAACUCAGUUUUCUUUGGGCUACUGCAGUAUCUUGUUGUGGUUUUUGCAACGAGACUAUUGAUCACCUUCUUUGCACGUGUCCUUUUGCUUGUACAGUGUGGAAGUUAAGUCCAUUCAGAAUUGAUUUUGGUGGCCAACAACCUUCUUUUUGGCCAAAAUGGUGGGUCGACCUUUGCACGGUAUGGAGUUUGUCCGAGGGCUCAGCUGAGUGUAUUGGGCUAGCCACUUUCAUCUGUUGGUCCAUCUGGAGGUGCAGGAAUGAUCUAGUGUUUUCUAUGAAAUCUUGGGACCCUUUUGAUGCUCUUCAACGGGCUCUUAAGGAUUUUCAAGAAUUUCGAGAGGUUUCUCGUCAACACAGUCUUCUCUCUCUCCCAACAUCUUUUGUCUCCUCCCCGUCAGAAAAGUGGUCUGCCCCUGCGAUAGGUUUUUACAAACUUAAUUUCAACGCUGCAUUUAACUCUUUUUCUCAUUCUUGCAGUGGAGGUAUGAUUCUCAGAAACAAUUUGGGCCAACCUAUAAAAAUUGCUUCAGUGUUCCUUUCACGUAUCAGUAGUCCUGCUUUGGCUGAAGCUUUGGUGCUUCGUGAGGCUCUUUUGUUUCUAAAGAGUUGGGGUUAUCUGCAUUUGGUGGUUGAAGGGGAUUGUCAAUCAGUCAUGAAGUUACAACCAACUGUUGAAGCUCUCUGUGUGGUGUUCAAUGAUAUAUCAACUCUUUUGAAGGAAUGUGUAGGUUCUUCUUUGGCGUGGAUUCCUCGUGGAGGAAAUGUUGUAGCUCACUUGUUGAGCAGGAAGGCUCUUGAAGCCAAUCGUAGUGAUUCUGAGUAG